This is a messenger RNA of Anolis sagrei ordinatus, 2210 nucleotides long. It is a transcript of the gene HEY1, whose product is annotated as hes related family bHLH transcription factor with YRPW motif 1. Gene Ontology annotation, cellular component: nucleus. NCBI's taxonomy places the organism in Eukaryota, Metazoa, Chordata, Lepidosauria, Squamata, Anolidae. The record is from RefSeq and is a predicted model, not a curated record. Gene Ontology annotation, biological process: circulatory system development; Notch signaling pathway; regulation of neurogenesis. Gene Ontology annotation, molecular function: RNA polymerase II cis-regulatory region sequence-specific DNA binding; DNA-binding transcription factor activity, RNA polymerase II-specific; protein dimerization activity.
GGACUGCAAAUGGCUAUGCGAAGUCCUCCGUGGACGGGAGCGCCUGGCGCGCCUCUUCGCCCGCUCCUCCUCCGGGUAAGAGGCGACGGCGAGUGGGCGCCCGAGGCGAGAGGCAAGAGGAAGAGCAGGGGCCCCGGCACCCACCCGCUCCCCAUCCGCGUCCCGGCCACUCCCAGCGGCUUCCCCGUGUUGCUCCGGAUCGUGGCCCCGAGACCCGUGAGCAUGAAGCGGACCCACCCGGAUUACAGCUCGUCCGACAGCGAGGAGCUCGACGAGCCCAUCGAGGUGGAGAAGGAGAGCGCCGACGAGAAUGGGAACUUAAGCUCAGCUCCCGGCUCGAUGUCUCCGACCACCACUUCUCAGAUCCUGGCUAGGAAAAGGCGCCGAGGAAUUAUUGAGAAGCGGCGCAGGGAUCGAAUAAACAACAGCUUGUCUGAGCUGAGGAGGCUAGUGCCGAGUGCAUUUGAAAAGCAGGGGUCAGCUAAACUGGAGAAGGCUGAAAUCUUGCAGAUGACUGUGGAUCAUCUAAAAAUGUUACACACAGCAGGAGGGAAAGGCUAUUUUGAUGCUCAUGCUCUUGCUAUGGACUACCGGAGUCUAGGUUUUCGAGAGUGCUUGGCUGAAGUAGCCCGCUAUCUGAGCAUAAUUGAGGGCCUGGACACUGCUGAUCCUCUCCGCGUCCGCCUUGUGUCUCACUUGAAUAAUUAUGCCUCCCAGCGGGAAGCAGCAAGCAACACACACCCAGCGCUUGGACAGAUCCCAUGGGGCAGUGCCUUUGGACAUCACCCCCACAUCUCCCACUCGUUGCUCCUGCCUCAGAACGGGCAUACGGCCACAAAUGGAUCUGCCUCUUCUCCAGAAGGCCACCACCCCACCAGAAGCUCUGCUCCACAUGCUGAGUCACCUUCGCUGAGAGCGCCCCCUAAUGGCAGCAUUGGGCCGGUGCUUCCCAUGGUCACUUCUGCUACCAAACUCUCUCCUCCUUUGCUAUCUUCCAUGGCUUCUUUGUCUGCAUUUCCUUUUUCUUUCAGUUCCUUCCAUCUCCUGUCUCCUAAUGCUCUCAGUCCAUCGACGUCAGUGCAGCCAGCCAGCCUUGGCAAACCCUACAGACCUUGGGGGACUGAGAUUGGUGCCUUCUAGCAGGGUGGAGUGGGUGUGCAUUCAUGUAAAUAUCCAGCUGAGCUGGAGGGUUUCCAACUUCAGUUUUGAACUCUCUUAACCCUUUGAUGUAAAAGGUACCAAUCUUUCACUUUUAACAGAGUUUGUACAGAAAACGAGACAGAGCGAAAGUGCAUUUUCACUGUUUGUUUUAGCAUAUUUUAAAAACAAAUUCCAGAGGUUUAUUGAGAUCUUUACAUCACAAUAGACAAUUACUUUUUUUUCAAAUAGAGUUGUGGUGACUGUUUUGUUAUGUUAGUGGUAUUUUUCUCGAGUGAUCCUAUUUAUCGGGAAUCCUGGCUUUUACAAACAUAAUAAUAGUAGACUCUUUUUUAAAAAAGGAAAAGAGCAAUGGAGCCUUAACCAUUUUUUUCUGUUUUUGUCUUCUUGUGAUUCCGAGUUGUUUUUCAAGGAGGAAAACCUUUUUUUAAAUGUUUUUUUAGUUUUGUGUUUUAGAGCAAAAGCGUUGACAAAUCAGCUGGACCUGCUUUAUACAAGAAGAGGAAAUCUAGAUCCUUUCUGUGACCAGUGCAGUGGUUACUCUUGGCUUUGCUUCCUUCUCUCUUCUGUAAUGGGGACAGAUCUGUUUCCUGUGCCAAAUUGAUGUUCUCUGCCACGGGGAGGGAUACUUCUGCAAUGGUCACAGAAAGGUGACAAUUAAUGUCCUAAUUCUGGGACUGUGUCCACUCCAGAUUUUGACAUAUUGGGCUGCAUGCAAGCUUAGCAAUACAGUUCUAUGUCUACUCUGAAUUAAGUCCUGUUGUGUUCAGUUGACGUAUAUCUAAGGCCCCUUCCACACAACUGUAUAAAAUCCACAUUGAACUGGAUUAUAUGGCAGUGUGGACUCAGAUAACUCAAUUCAAAGCAGAUAUUGUGGAUUAUCUGCCUUGAUAUUCUGGCUUAUAUGGCUGUGUGGAAGGGCCCUAGGUAAUUGUGUAAAGGACUAUAACAUAAAUUAACAUAACCCCCAUAUAUGUAUCAAUGGGAGUUGAUCUUCAGUAACUUCCAUAUUGGUUUCAAUAGAAACUAUAUUAAACUUAAUUUUGUUUCAA